CUGUGUCCAAUUGUGCUAACAGAACAGUAUUUCCUGCACCCCCUACCCGUUUCAUAUUAAUUAUCUUAAAAAAAAAGAAAGAUUUGAACACAAGAAGGUGACCAUGAUGGAUACAAUGUUUACUUAUUUGAUUAUUUUAGGAUUUAAUUUUAUAGCAUACACGAACGGUGAUGAAUACUGCUACCACACCGACGACGGAUAUGAAUAUUGUGAUGACUGCUGUGGUAGUUGGCCGCGGGAAUACUGUUGUGAAGACACCUCGGGAUAUGUAGUGGGCGUGGCUAUUGGCGUCACCCUCGGUGUCCUCUUUCUCAUAGGCGUUAUCAUAGCGGUGAUUUGCAUUUGUGUGAAACAAAAAGGACAAUCCGGUCGAGUAAUCCAGCCAAGCUAUACGGGACAACCUGUAGUCUCGACAACAGCAGUAUACCACGUGCCAUUCGGUCAACAACAAGGCAUGAUUCAGCCGCAUGCAGGAGGCGGGGCUCCUCCACCAGCAUACCCGCCCCCUCCGCCGCAAUAUCAACCGACCAGUCAAAAUCUUUACGGACAUCAAACAAGAAAUGCUCCUGAAGGUAUUCAAAGUCAACCGCCUGCAAGUGGAGGGUUGCCGGGAAACCAUCGCGUGGUUUAGUCAGUGAUAAAUGAUAAUGAUUUCAAUUAUGAUAUGACUUUUUUAAAUCAAAAAACAGAUGCAUUUACUGACAAUAUUGACUAUAUUGAUUUUUUUAUGAUUAUAAUCCCCCGCCAAAAAAGUGGCAAAUUGCCCUUUGUUCCUUUUUUCAGAUUUAAUUUGCAUAUUUUCAGGCUAUAACUCAAAAUACUUACAGUAAAAGUAUACCAGCUUUAUACUUUCAGAUUAUUGAACUUUGAGUGCGGGGGGGGGGGGGUUUGGCUGUCUGUGAUUACUUCUUGUUAUUAUCUAAACUGAAUGUUAAUAAACUAUAAAGGAAUAA
Molecule: messenger RNA, 953 nt
Organism: Ruditapes philippinarum (Manila clam)
Lineage: Eukaryota; Metazoa; Mollusca; Bivalvia; Venerida; Veneridae
Product: protein shisa-4-like
Exons: 3
Coding region: 104-631 (175 amino acids)
Source: RefSeq, a predicted model, not a curated record